Messenger RNA from Penicillium verhagenii, 735 nucleotides. Its product is annotated as NAD(P)-dependent oxidoreductase. The transcript has a single exon. The coding region runs from base 1 to 735 and encodes 244 amino acids. Lineage: Eukaryota; Fungi; Ascomycota; Eurotiomycetes; Eurotiales; Aspergillaceae. The record is from RefSeq and is a predicted model, not a curated record.
AUGAGCUCCAACACCAAAACAGUUGCCUUCCUCGGCGGAACCGUCGGUGUCGGUCUGUCCGCACUCAAGCACACACUCGCAGCAGGUCAUCAGUGUAUCGCCCUCUGUCGAACCCCUGCCAAGCUCGCAGCUCUCAUCCCCCUCGAAUCAACGCCCAACCUCAAGAUCGUUCAAGGCAAUGCACAUGAUCUGAGUGCAGUAACCAAAUGCAUUCAAGCCGACGAUAAGGGAGAAAGACUCGUCGACGUGAUUGUAUCCACCAUCGGUAGUCGGCCCAAGGGCGGCAUAAGUCCCGAAGACCCAGAGUGUUGCAGAAAAGGCGCCGCGAUCAUGGUCGAGGCCAUCACGAAUCUGCGAAGUAGCGGCGCUACUGGAAACCCGCACAUUGUCACCUUCAGCACUACCGGUCUAUCCAACUUCGGACGUGAUUACCCAUGGGUAUUUUGGCCAAUCUAUGGAUGGCUCCUUAAAGCUGCGCACGAAGACAAGGAGCUUAUGGAGAAUCGCUUUAUCGAAAGUGGACAGCCAUUUACCGUUGUUCGCGCUAGCUUGUUGACUGAUGGUGUUACCAACAAAAGCGUUCGGGUUGGCGUUGAGGACCCGAAGACUGGACGAGAGUCGUUGGAGAUUGGUUAUUUCAUUUCCAGGGAGGAUGCUGGAAAAUGGACUGCGGAGAAUCUGGUCUUUAAAGAGGAGAAGAAGUACCUCAACAAAAUUGUGUCGAUUACCACCUGA